AUGGCGACACUGAUUACACUGACGUAGGUCAGGCAAUAUCAAUUUUUAACUGAAUUUUGAAUUGAUCAGCAGCAAGAGAAAUUCUACGCUGGAGGAAAUAUCCAUUAAAUUGCAAAGAUGAGCGGGGCAAAGUUGUUGCAGUUGCACGAUGGCCAGGAGAUAAUUUUAAAGGAUAACUUCACCAUCGGAAGGUCAUUAUCAAAUUCGUAUGUUAUAGAAGAAUUGCCAAUAUCAAGGGUGCACUGUAUUUUUAAGAAGGAUAGCAAUAAUAAAUGGUCAAUUAUUGACAAGAGUUCGAAUGGCACGAUACAGAAUAACAGGAAGUUGAAAAAGAAUGAACCAUCAGAUCUUUUUGUUGGUGACAUAUUAAUUAUAACAGAGAACAUUAGAUUUGAGUUUUUAAUGCAUAACAGCAAUGACAGCACUCUUAUGGUAGCAGAUCAAAGUGAGAUGGAAGUUAUUAAUUUAGUAGACUCGUUUAAUACAACACACAGUUCAUCGAAAACAAAAAAACCCAAAGGUAGACCUCCUCUGAACAAACAGCCAACCCUAAUGGUACCAAUGGUUAAAGAGAUUGAUAAAAAUGAGUUAAACAAGCCAGGCCCUUCGCAGACUGUCAUUGAUUUUGAAGAGGAAUUGGCCUGCAGCAUCUGCACAGAGCUUCUGGUAAAAGCUGUUACCCUGAACUGUCAGCACACUUUCUGCUCAUACUGCAUAUCACUGUGGAGGAAAAACAAGAAUUUAUGUCCAAUUUGUAAGACGAAGAUUAAAGAGCAUGUUCCUACUUUAUUAAUUAAUAAUUUAGUUGAAAAGGUUGUGGAAAAUCUUCCGCUCGAGGAAAGGAAACGACGUGAAACUAUAAUCAAGCAGCGCGAAGUUGUGGAAAAGCCGAAACCAAAGAAGAAGGCGAGGAAAAAUGCCACGAGUAACGGCAAUCGAAGGUCUAGACGCUUGCCCAGGGAUUCCAUGCCAAUCGAGAUCAGCUCCGACGAUUCUGCCAAUUUUCAGGAACUGUUUAGCGACGACGAUAUCGACUUGCUGGAGGUGGAUCAUUAUUACGGUGGGUACGGGAUAUGUUUUAUAUGCCACAAUCCUGGCCAUUGGGCGAACGGUUGUCCAUCACGCUAUCUUUGAUUCGAAUUCUAAUGGUGUCAUCAUGUUAUUUUAUUCAAAAAUUUAUAUUUAGUUCUAUUUAUAUUAUAAGAUUUCAAAUAUUAAUAAUAGUUCAGUUUGUUUCUUCAUAUCUGUUCUCAUGUACAAUAAUUACGUUGCUGCUCUUGUUACUAUUUAUAUAUUUGAAAACAACAGAUUAUUUCGUUUCAUUUUCACUGAUUAGUAAAAUUAUCACAAUAAA
Nicrophorus vespilloides is the source of this 1354-nucleotide messenger RNA. RefSeq names its product E3 ubiquitin-protein ligase RNF8-B-like. The coding region runs from base 118 to 1134 and encodes 338 amino acids. The transcript has 7 exons. Lineage: Eukaryota; Metazoa; Arthropoda; Insecta; Coleoptera; Silphidae. Gene Ontology annotation, cellular component: nucleus. Gene Ontology annotation, biological process: protein ubiquitination; mitotic cell cycle checkpoint signaling; ubiquitin-dependent protein catabolic process. The record is from RefSeq and is a predicted model, not a curated record. Gene Ontology annotation, molecular function: protein binding; zinc ion binding; ubiquitin-protein transferase activity.